Metarhizium brunneum ARSEF 3297 is the source of this 1260-nucleotide messenger RNA. RefSeq lists its product as uncharacterized. The record is from RefSeq and is a predicted model, not a curated record. Lineage: Eukaryota; Fungi; Ascomycota; Sordariomycetes; Hypocreales; Clavicipitaceae.
AUGCCCAUGCAAAGGACAUUCACGAUUAUCCCAAAUGCCCCCGCCCCCCAGCCAGCCCAACAUGUUCGGCCCAUGACGACAAAACAAGUGCGCAAGGCCUACAAGGCAUCAACAAAGACCCCGCCCAUGUCCCGCGCUGAACGCUUAAAGCAAGACAGAGCCGAGCAGGAGAGGAUACGGAAAGAAUUCGAAAGGGAAAAGGCCGCGGCAAAAGCAAAGAUCGCGCGAGAAAAGAAGCGCGAGAAGGAGUUGGCCGAGCGGGAGCACAAGAAAAAGCUCGGCAUGCCGCUGGUGGACGUGCGCCCCAGCCAAAGUACGAUUGCGAGAUUUGUCAGAGGCAACGGCUCUGGGAAGAAGAGGGAUUCCGGGGGCGGGACUCUGGAGGAAGCCGGGAAAGGGGGUGAUGACGUGGAGGAUAAGGAAACCGGACAGGAGCAGGCGCACAGGUUGAAUCACGACAGACCCGAGCUGGAUUUAAUACCGGAAGAAGACGACAGCGAACUGGCGGAGAUUUUGGACACGAUGACGAAUAGUACUAGCAAAGGGACUGCGCAAAAGGGACCUGACAUGGAGGAGAACGCAGAACCACCAGAGAACCAUGCUCUGGAACAAGACAACCCGCCGACGACACCGCCUCCUCACAAACAGCCAAGUCGGAAGCCAAAAACCCCCCCGGGGCCCCUGGGAGAAAUGAAGCCUCCCCCUCGCCCGUAUCAAGCGAAACCACAGAGGCCCGUCCACUCGCCACCGCCAGUCAUCCAGCAACCGCCAAUGAGCACACAAGCCAUCCUUGGCAACCUGGACGAUUUCUUCCCUUCAUCAUCCCAGCAGGCACUCGAGCUCCAAGACGAGACCCUCGACGCCAUGCCCGGCGACUGGCUCAGCGACAUGGAAACCCCAGCUCCGCAGCAGCAGGAUCAAGCACCGCCGCCACCCAAGCGAUUCUUCACGCCGUCCGGCUCAGACGAACUCGUGUCCCUAGCCAUACAGCGGAGUAAACGCACCGCAGCGGUAGAGCAACUAAAGGACCAAGAAAUCGCGCAGGCGCAUCAUACCAAGGAAAUGGCAACUUGUAAACGACCCGGCUAUUCAACAACAAAUACAACCUUGCCGCAGAAGCGUGUCGACAGCAUCACAAAAUCAAGUCCUUCAUUCGGAGAGGACAAGGAGAAUAUAUGCAUAUGCGAUAUGAGUGGCUCGCAAGAGACAGAAUAUGGAGGUGAUUGGAUGGACGACCUGGCGUUAGAUUUCAUCAUUUAG